CUUAAAUGGGAAUGUUUUGUCUCUUCGUCGAUAUGCGAGAGAUGCUUAUUAUCUUUUUCAGGAUUUAUGUUUAUUAUCCAAUGGAGAAAAACCUAUACUUCUCAAAUUAAAUAGUAUAUCAAAAACUCUUUGUUGGGAAUUAAUAGAAUCGAUAUUGUCGAAUCAUUUCAAACUAUUCGAAUCGUAUCCGGAAUUUACAUUUUUACAAAGAGAACAUGUUUGUCCCCUUAUGUUAAAGAAUUUAACUAUCAAAUAUGACUUUCCAACUACUAUGAGAAUGUUACGAAUUGUUUAUAUUCUAUUGAAAAAAUUUAAUGAAAUUUUGGUGAUAGAAUGUGAAAUAUAUUUUAAUAUGUUUAUAAAAUUUCUUGAACCAAGUUAUCCAUUAUGGCAAAGAGUUAUUUCAAUGGAGAUAUUUCAUGGAAUUUGUAUGGAUG
This is a messenger RNA of Racocetra persica, 437 nucleotides long. NCBI's taxonomy places the organism in Eukaryota, Fungi, Glomeromycota, Glomeromycetes, Diversisporales, Gigasporaceae. The record is from the annotation of a GenBank genome assembly.